Messenger RNA from Schistocerca piceifrons (Central American locust), 2053 nucleotides. RefSeq lists its product as uncharacterized. The transcript has 6 exons. The record is from RefSeq and is a predicted model, not a curated record. The coding region runs from base 806 to 2053 and encodes 415 amino acids. NCBI's taxonomy places the organism in Eukaryota, Metazoa, Arthropoda, Insecta, Orthoptera, Acrididae.
GCUACCGAGUCAACGGGCUGCCGUCCGUACGCGUCUGUUACCGGCGACGUGCUGCACAGUUUCAGUACCGCACCACAGCGACCGUGUGGGACGUGACAGUGUAAAUCACCACUCUACUGUCACGCUAUGCGAUUGUUCCAGUGUUUACUGUUAUAGUUAAAAUGUGUGUGUUAAACAAUAGCACGUUACAGGCUGUUGUCGGUUAUUCAUUCCGAGAUAAAGCGAGUCUCAAUGUGUAACGUGUAACAGCGGAGACCUUAAGAUCCCAGUGUUACUUUGCUGCACUUCGUCCAUUUGAAAGUGAGGAGCCUACUGGUGCUGCCACACACACUUGCCGGCAGCAGCACAAGAGGCAGUUGAGCCGCCUGUGUUCACAGGCCGUGAAGAAACACGAGACGUCAGUGGAGUUAAGGAAACGCACAUCCCUCCCCUACCCGCUGUUGGCAGCAGUGUAGUGCACGGGCGGUCUGCAGAGCGCCGCUCGCAGAAAGGGAACCUCGCCCGCUGGGAGAUAUCUGGACUUGGCGCGCGUCCCGCUGGGGUAAGCCGCCGACGCGUGACGCGGCUGCCGAUCGCUCCGUGUCCAGCUACACGUGCCGCUCGUCCGCUUCACAACGGACCGGUGCCACAUGCGCUUGUCCUUAUCGACUGCUGCGGGCUAACGUAGCCAACGACGUCUCUGUAAUAUAGAACGAUGGAAUUAUUUGUGCUUACAGUGAAAGUGCUCGAUAUAACAUAGGUCGACUCUACAGUGGGUGCAGUGGAAGUCGAGAGUGCCCGGAAUGAACUCGCCUUGGCAGAGGCCAUGGUGAAAGUGACGGUGAUCGAGGUGAAGCCAUGCAGCCCGGAGGAGUCGCCGCCGUGUGCAGAGGCGGAAGGCGGGCGUCCAAGCGGCGGGCCGGCCCUGGCGCGGAGGCACUCGCGGCGCCUGGCGUCGACGCGAGGACUCUCCUCCAACAGCGACUACCUCAGCAAGCGGCGCCAGCACGGCGCCCAGCCCGAGGACAGCGUCCGUAACAAGAUACACUUCUUCGAGCAGGAGGCGCGUGCGGGUCGCCCGUGCGUAGACAGUGAGGAGGAGUCCGGCAGCGGGACGCCGCAGGCAGUCGCCGACAGCACGCGCCCUGCGACCGACGCUCCGCGCGACCGCCGGCAGCAGAAGCAGCAGCAGCAGCAGCAGUCAGAGGCCGGUCCCCGGGGCAGGACGACCGUCGAUGUGCACGUCGAUGUUCGGGUUUGCUCCACCGACGCCCGCCGGGUGUCUCCGGACGGCACGGAGAGCUGUCGAGAGCAGAACGAUCCUCAGCCGCCACCCAACAGCAGUCAGCCAGUCAGCGGAACAGACGCUGAAGAGCGGCGGCAGCGGGGCCGGCAGCGAUCCGGCGUGUCGGUGGGUGACGGCUGUGGCUGGGUACGGGUCUUCGUGGGCGACGACGACCGCGGCUCGCUCGUCUACCUGUCGCUCACCACCACCGCCGCUGACGUCGCGCAGGAGCUCGGCCUCGACGACGACCACACCAUCUGGCUGCAGUACGGCGGCGGCCCUCCGCGUCGGCUGCUAUCGGAGGAGUGCCCGCUGGGCGAGCAGGAGCGCUUUCUGCGGCGGCUGGGCUGGUGGGACGCGGGGCGGCGCGCGCGCCUCGGCAUCGACCCCUGGCUGCAGCACGCGCUGCGCUUCCGCACGGGGCCCGCCGCCUCGCCGUGCGCCGCCGGGCUGGCGCGCGCCGGCCCGCUGCUCGUGCUCAAGGGGCUCGUCUUCCCGCAGUGGCGCCGCCGACACGUCGCCCUACUCCCCGGCCGCCUGCUCAUCUUCCCCGCGACGGACGACGGCACUCCGGAGCAGGUGGUGCUAUCUGGAGGCUCCGUGAGUGAACGACCCCUCAAGGCUGGACGGCUGGUCCUCCGCGUGGAAGUGCCGCAGCUCGCGGCAGCACCCGAGAGCGCCGCCACCAGCACCGCCACUGUCAGGCACAUCUUCCUCGGUUUCGACACGCACGCCGACAGAGACCUCUGGCGGGAAUGGCUGGAACAGUUCUACGCACCUCGGUCAUGA